Messenger RNA from Suillus paluster, 1471 nucleotides. RefSeq lists its product as uncharacterized. The transcript is spliced from 2 exons. The coding region runs from base 1 to 1020 and encodes 339 amino acids. Lineage: Eukaryota; Fungi; Basidiomycota; Agaricomycetes; Boletales; Suillaceae. The record is from RefSeq and is a predicted model, not a curated record.
AUGCCAAAACUCAGAAUUUCUCUCCUUUUCUACAUCACACUCGUUCUCUCCUUGGUCAUUGCAUCAGAUGCAAAAGCAUUUGACUCAAAUCACCAAGUCAGCCACAACCGCUUCCUCAAGAAGCGGGCGCCGGCUCCCCAGCUUGGAUUUCCGCCUACUACAACCACCGCCGUGACAACGCAGUCCGUAGCGUUAACGGUAACUACAGCUGAUAGUAAAACCACAUCUUCUGUAUCUUCUUCAUCCUCUUCUUCCUCUGCUACUUCGAACUCCGGUGGGCUACUUGGAACUAUAGUUAGCGCAGUUUUACCAACGACAGCGACCUCGACUUCUUCUUCGUCGUCGUCGUCGUCGUCAUCUUCCCAAUCCUCCACCUCCCCAACUAGCAGCAUUCAAUCAACACCGUCAACUACCCAAAGUCUUCAACCCAGUCCUUCUACGACCACUGCACCCACGCAGGCGGGCUCUCAGGGCUCCUCUCCGUCAGUAGUGUUCCUUACCAGUACUGCGUCUGCAGGUGCAAGCGCCACACCAUCCUCCUUGUCCUCUGAUUCUACUGGUAUCACGCACACUGCCCUCAUCGUCCUCAUUGUCGUUGCUACAAGUGUCGGUGGCUCCAUCAUCAUUUGGACCAUCAUUCGCAAGUGGAAGUUUGGCAAAUCUUCUAGCUUUGAAGACCGCAUGCAACCUAUUGACUGGCAGCCGAAUAACGAUGACGAUGGUGGUAUUCCCGGUAUGAACCGCCGCAACUCCACCGCAUCAUCAUUCCACUCCGGAUCUGGCCACGGGCACGUCGGCGCUGGCACAGCAGGUCUCAACCCCAUUCCUGACCAUGAUUUCACUGCAGGGCCCGCCAAUCUCGCGCCUGUUGGCGGUUACGCUGACCUUGCACGUGGUCCCAGUCCCCAGCCCAUGAUGCAGGAACUAGCGCGUGGUCCUAGUUUCACUUCGCGUCAGUAUCAGUCUGACCAGUAUGGCGUUCCACUUCACCAUGGCGGCUACGCCACGCACGGAUACUGAGACGGCCGAAGCCAGGCACGGAGAAAAGUUGGAUGUUGCACGCAGUCCAUUUCUCCAUCGUCUCUCAUAGAGUGGGGGCGGAGAUGUAUCCAUUUUCUGCAUUACUCACCUUUUUAUUCUGUCGUAUCAGUCAAUACAUCCGCUUGCUGGACCACGCAUUCGCCUCUGUCUCGUUUACGUUAUUCCUAGACGACAAACGUUAUGCUUAUAUUUUUCGCGUCCAUGCCCAAUUUAUUGCAUUUUCUUCCCAUCGUACUUAUUAUACCCCCGUCGCUAUUCUUGUGUUUUUGAUGCUAUGCCUUACCAGCCAAUCAGUGCGGUCGGUCUAUUGAUAUUACUUGCACGGUCGGGUAGUGAUCUCUUUCAAUAAAAGACUGUCUUUUGUGCAGGUCACUAAUGACUAUUAUAUUGUAAUCUACACAACGGAGCUUGGGUUAGGUCGAAUUUUCUC